AUGCCCGCCGUGGCUUUGGGAACCUGGCGCGGGUCCUACGGCGACUGCGCGGACAAUGAUUACUCAUGCGUACGGGCCAAGGCCAAGGCCUCCGUGGGCGACUGGCUCGAUCUCGGCGGCCGCCACAUCGACGGCGCCAACGACUACCGGACCCAGGUCGAGAUCGGCGAGGCCGUCGCGGGCGCCGACCGCGAGUCGCUCUUCAUCACGACGAAGUGCCCCGGCGCGCUCGGCAUGCAGGCGACGAUCCAAUGCCACGAGGACAACCUCCAGAUGCUCGGCCAGUACGGCGUCAACACGUCGGGCUACGUCGAUCUCCUCCUGAUCCAUUUUCCCUUCGCGAUCAAGCCCGAGUGCUACGGCGUGACGACGUCCGCGGACUGCGCGGCGUCGCCCUACUACGACCCGGGGACCAAGGUCCGCCAGGAGACGUGGAAGGCCAUGGAGCUGCUCGUCAAGCUCGGUAAAGCUGUCGCCGUCGGCAUUUCCGACUACAACGCGACGCACAUCGAGGAGACGCUCGAGGUCGCCGAGGUGCCCGUCGCGCUGCACCAGGUCGAGUGGAACCCGAAGAAGCACGACGAGGACAUGCUCAAACUGUGCCAGAAGCACGGAAUCCAGCUCCAGGCCUGGUCGCCGCUCGGCGGCGCCGAGGGCUCCGUGCUCGGCGACCCGACGGUCAAGAAGAUCGCGGACGCGCACGGCGUCUCCACGGCUCAGGUCACGCUCAAGUGGUCCCUCCAGCGGGGCGUGGCCGUCGUGACGGGCACGGACAACAAGGACCACAUGGCGUCGGACCUGGACCUCUUCGGCUUCGCGCUCGGCGACGACGAGGUCGCGGCCAUCUCCGCGCUCCAGUAG
Messenger RNA from Aureococcus anophagefferens, 861 nucleotides. RefSeq lists its product as hypothetical. The transcript has a single exon. The coding region runs from base 1 to 861 and encodes 286 amino acids. The record is from RefSeq and is a predicted model, not a curated record. Gene Ontology annotation, cellular component: cytosol. Lineage: Eukaryota; Pelagophyceae; Pelagomonadales; Pelagomonadaceae. Gene Ontology annotation, molecular function: aldose reductase (NADPH) activity.